Cylas formicarius (sweet potato weevil) is the source of this 1008-nucleotide messenger RNA. RefSeq lists its product as uncharacterized. NCBI's taxonomy places the organism in Eukaryota, Metazoa, Arthropoda, Insecta, Coleoptera, Brentidae. The transcript is spliced from 4 exons. Bases 1 to 1008 code for a protein of 335 amino acids. The record is from RefSeq and is a predicted model, not a curated record.
AUGACAAUAAUCAUGGGUGAUCUGAACGCGAAGAUUGGAAGAGGAAAAUGCGGCGAACUCAUAGGUGGAUUCAGUUUGGGAUCAAGGAAUGAAUGCGGUGAUAGAUUAAAGCUCUUCGGCGAAGAAGAAUAUACUUUCUCUGUCGCUGACAUCGAAUCGGAUCAUUCCCUUUUGGCAGGAAUAUUUAGAAUCAAACUGAAGACUGUCCAAAAGAAAACAGUUCGCAAGCAAUGGGAUAUGAGAAGGCUGAAAGAGGAGGAAACACGGAAGAGAGUGACAAACGUACUGACAGAGAAAUUUAAACAACUAGAGGAAGUAGAUAACACAGAGGAAUGGCUGCAAAAAAUGUCUGAUUCGUUCGGGGAUAUCGGAAACGAGCAUUUGGUCGCAAACAGAGAAAAAAAGAAAAGCUGCAUGACCGAUUAUAUUCUACAACUUAUGGAAGACAGACGUAAAGCGAAAAACAACGACGCGAGGGACGUCAGUUGCGAUGUGUCUGCCUGCUUCAUCGACUACCAGAAAGCCUUUGAUAACGUGCAACACAACAAGCUUAUUGAAAUUCUAAAGGAGAUCGGAUUGGGCGAAAAAGACCUACGAAUAAUUGCCAACUUGUACUGGCAACAAACCGCAUCUGUGCGUAUCGAAGGAGAGGAGUCGAAAGAUACUUUGACAGAAAGAGGGGUCUGUCAGGGCUGUGUGCUGUCGCCUCUACUUUUUAACGUAUACUUGGAACGAAUUUUUCACGAGGCUCUGGAAGACACGAACAACAUACGAUACGCAGAUGACACGGUAGUGUUUGCUAAUAACCUAGAGAGUCUCCAAGAGAUGAUGGUUCGGGUGGUCCAGCUGAUUCUGCAGGGCAAUGUGGAAGGCAGGAGGAGGCCUGGUAGACGAAGGAUGUUGAAGAACUUGCGUACAUGGUUCAAUACUACAACAGUAGGCCUUUUUCGUGCAGCAGUUGACAAAGUACGCAUUGCCAUGAUGAUCGCCAAUAUUCGUAACGCAUAG